UCUUUCAUAAUCGUCUGCUUUGAAAUUGCCGUUAGCCUGUUAGUUGAGUGAAAUUCUGGAUUGUUUGGUCUCACUUUGAACAGUUUUUUUGUUGGUCCUUGAAACUUAUGCUAUUCCUAGCUUAACUGACUCUUUGUUUGGGCUUAAAGUAGACCUUAGUAUGAACCUAUUCUCAUCCUCCCAUUAGCCAGAUCACCAAGACAUACUGGCCAGUUUCAUCCUUUCACAAGAACUGGAAGCCUUUUGAGGUAGACUAGGAAAAAUUUUUGCACAGGGGGGGUGUAAAUGGGAUGGAGUUUUGGUUGUUGAGAUUUAGGUAACUAUUCACAUGAAGUUGGUUUUGUCACAAGAAAAGUGUCCGGAGGAAGCUUAGAUUCUCAACUGCUUCAGUAAUUGCAGAGCUUUUUGACUGCUAAGGUCUUCUUCAGACCGGAUCAACCUCAUUAUAAGGCUCAAGCAGUGGGAUAUAAGAACCUUGGGGUGUGUCUAGGAGAAAGAGAAAUUGACGAUUUUGUUCUUGAUAUUCAAGUCCAUUUUGCUUUUUUGAAAUGGACCAUUCUGCAGCAGAUGAUGAUAAUAGAGCAACAGUUGAAGUUACCAAGUAUAAGAAUGGCAUCCAACAGGUUUUGCUUCAAAAUCCUCGAGGGGCUUCUGCAAGGGUUAGCCUGCAUGGAGGGCAGGUUCUUUCAUGGAAGACCGACAGGGGUGAAGAAUUAUUAUUCAUUAGUAGUAAGGCAAAUUUUAAGCCACCAGCAGCUGUAAGGGGUGGAAUACCUAUUUGUUUCCCUCAGUUCGGAAACCGUGGUUCCCUGGAGCAGCAUGGAUUUGCCAGGAACAGAAUGUGGCUCAUUGAUGAAAACCCUCCACCUCUACAUUCCAGUGAUUCCAAUGGCAAGGCAUACAUUGACUUGCUACUUAAACCAUCUGAAGAAGACCUAAGGAUCUGGCCACACAGUUUUGAAUUCCGUCUUAGGGUGGCUCUGGACUUUGAUGGGCAUCUCAUCUUUACAUCACGUGUGAGAAAUAUCAAUUCGAAGCCAUUCAGCUUCUCAAUUGCUUAUCGUACCUAUUUUUCUAUCUCCGAUAUCAGCAGUGAAGUGAGGGUGGAGGGCUUGGAGACUCUGGACUAUCUUGACAACUUGUGCCAAAGAGAGCGUUUCACUGAGCAAGGAGAUGCCUUAACAUUUGAAUCCGAGGUUGAUAGAGUAUAUCUCAGUUCUUCGGAUGUUAUAGCAGUCUUCGAUCACCAGAAAAAGCGGACCUUUCUCAUAAGGAAGGAAGGGCUACCUGACGUAGUGGUUUGGAAUCCAUGGGAGAAGAAAUCAAAAGCCACAGUGGAUCUUGGGGACGAGGAGUACAAACAGAUGCUUUGCGUAGAUGGGGCUGCAAUUGAGAAACCAGUCACUUUGAAGCCAGGCGAGGAAUGGACAGGCCGACUGGACUUGUCUGUUGUGGCAUCAAUUUAACAGAUUGGAGCCAUUUGCGAUCUUCUCAAUUUUGUCCUGGAAAAACUGAAGUGAUAGGAGGACACUGAUUAGUAACUGACUUGUGGUUUCUCAGCUGGUGGCAACUUGUACUUGUUACCUCUGAAGUCAUGAUCGAUAGUAAUUUCAUGAUUAUGACUUUGAAAACAUUGUCAGGUAGAUAUGACUGGUGAGUUUGUUAAAUAACCCGUAAUAUGACGGGGGAAAUUUAUUUGUACCAUAUUUCCCCCUAAGAUGUAUGUGGAUUGAUCCAAUCCAAGAAAUUGACUCCAUGAAAUGGUCCGUGAAGAUGAAAGGCUUGGUUGUAUGCUUGAUC
This is a messenger RNA of Coffea eugenioides, 1800 nucleotides long. Its product is annotated as putative glucose-6-phosphate 1-epimerase. NCBI's taxonomy places the organism in Eukaryota, Viridiplantae, Streptophyta, Magnoliopsida, Gentianales, Rubiaceae. The coding region runs from base 549 to 1466 and encodes 305 amino acids. Gene Ontology annotation, biological process: carbohydrate metabolic process. Gene Ontology annotation, molecular function: isomerase activity; carbohydrate binding. The record is from RefSeq and is a predicted model, not a curated record. The transcript has 8 exons.